Messenger RNA from Linum trigynum, 1225 nucleotides. Lineage: Eukaryota; Viridiplantae; Streptophyta; Magnoliopsida; Malpighiales; Linaceae. The record is from the annotation of a GenBank genome assembly.
GAGUUCGAGAACUUCAUGGCCAUGCUUAGGAAGCUGAAUGUUCAAGUGCCUUUCCUGGAGGCACUAUCUCAAAUGCCUAAGUAUGCGAAGUUUCUGAAGGAGCUUCUUUCAAAGAAGCAGAAGCUGAGCGAGCUGGCCACUUUAGAGCUCAGCGAGGAGUGCUCGGCAAUUCUGCAGAACAAGCUUCCGCAGAAGCAGAAGGACCCAGGUAGUUUUACUAUCCCGUGCUCUAUAGAGAAUUUGCAUGUAGAGAGGUCCUUGGCGGAUCUAGGUGCCAGUAUAAAUGUUAUGCCAUAUAAGCUGUUUAAGAAACUAGGCCUAGGUGAACCCCGUGCUACUAGGAUGAGUCUUCAAUUAGCUGACCGAUCUGUAGUGCAUCCUAGGGGCAUAGUGGAAGACCUUCUGGUUAAGGUUGGCAAAUUCAAUUAUCCUGUUGAUUUUGUGAUUUUGGACAUAAAUGAGGAUGUGAAUGUGCCACUGAUACUAGGAAGGCCUUUCCUGGCCACCGCCAAGGCCCUCAUAGAUGUGCAUGAUGGGACCUUAGUUCUGAGGGAUGGUGAGGAGCGAAUAACAUUUUCAAUUUCUAAUACACAUCCUGCUUCCUCGCCUUUGCAUGCUGUAUCUCACCAGGAGCACGAGUCUGUCGUGUAUCCUCCUGUGCUGCCUAUUUUGCAGGAUCCGCCUCCCAUACCUUCGCCGCCACUCCCGUCCAAUCCGUCAUCGAAGGAACAAAUCAGGGAGGAGUGGCGGCCGAAACAACAGGCAGCUAAGCCUGCUCGGAAGAAGGCCGGAGACCACUAUGAGAUGGUCCCGCCCCCACCUUGGCCAUCCGAGUAUUCACUCGCUUGCAUCCUGCCGGAUGGCCAAGUUGAAUUGGCAAAUGCUGGUGGCCACAUUCGGCGGGUACAUGGCCACCAGUUGAAGUUGUACCUCAAGAGCGAGGUGGAUCCGCUCUUGAAGGCACCUGCUCCUUCACCUCACUGAGCAUCCACUGACUGGCGUCCAGCUAAAAGACGGUAAAGAAGCGCUUGUAGGGAGGCAACCCCGCUGAGGUUUGCAUUUUCUUACUCUUUUUCCUUUGAUUUUGUGUGUUUUUGAGUCUUGAGACGUUGAUCCAGACAAUGUCGUUUUUGAGGGAAAACAGGUUGAUUUCGGGACUCCAACAAGUCGCACGGCCAGGACCACAACUUGCACGGCUGUGCGGGCACCCCCCUUGGCCGUGCGA